This is a messenger RNA of Effrenium voratum, 751 nucleotides long. The record is from the annotation of a GenBank genome assembly. Lineage: Eukaryota; Dinophyceae; Suessiales; Symbiodiniaceae.
UAUGGGUUGAUGAGUUCGCUGCAUUGCCAUGGGAUGCGGCUACAGCGGAAGCAAGAGUCCUGCAGCGGUUCUUGCAAGGAAUUGGAGCAAUGGCAAGUCUUCCACAGCAGGUGAUGGAGUCUAUGGACGGUUGGUUUAUCUUCGUCCUGGCAGCAGUGUGAAGACUCAACAUCUGGUGGAUUCUAAGCGCGCUGUUGCUUUUGUUGCAGACGGGAAGUCUUGGGCGCAGUCAAUUGGUUUGUCGGCAACUGAGAUUCUCUUGCGCAAUGGUGUGCAACAGUCAUGGAUAGAUGACGAAUCAACGCUUGGCACUCGCUUUGUUCUUGCGCUGUUCGAUGAUGAUGGUGCUAUCUGGCCAGCUACGUGGGAAGGCCUUCAAAGAGUGAUAAGCACAUACUAUUCUGGCGACAUCGCUGAGAAAAUGAAGCAACACUGGCCCCUGUUGCGCUCGAGCACAUGGAACGAGUUGGAAAAGCUGGCAGGAACCACAUUUUCUGCCCUUGAGGAGAAGGAAGGCCAGAUGACCCCUGACUUGUACCUCCAAUCCGAGGACACUGCGACGAAUGCUCGAAGGUUUUUAGCGAAUUCUCUGUCCGUGAACCGCCUGUUCUCAGGAACAGGUUUCACGGUUGAUGAACGCAAUUCCGAACGUAAAGGUACUGCUGAAUAUUUUGCCGCAAAUCGUUUGUUGAGUUCAAUCCCUUCAGCACAGCUGGUAAACAUCAGCUUGUGACCCAAGUCUCAGAGCCGC